Molecule: messenger RNA, 1145 nt
Organism: Nicotiana attenuata
Lineage: Eukaryota; Viridiplantae; Streptophyta; Magnoliopsida; Solanales; Solanaceae
Product: mediator of RNA polymerase II transcription subunit 11-like
Exons: 5
Coding region: 299-670 (123 amino acids)
Biological process (GO): regulation of transcription by RNA polymerase II
Cellular component (GO): mediator complex
Molecular function (GO): transcription coregulator activity
Source: RefSeq, a predicted model, not a curated record
AAUAUAAUAUUUGGGGCCUAAGGAAAGGGCUUCACCUGCCAUACCCUAGGGCGGCCCUUGAUCACUAGCUGCGACGAGGACGGACGAUUGCUGUUCUUCUGCCACCUACUAAUCGCCGCGACGGAAGGUGUGGAAUGAUUGGCUUCUCACUUCUAUAAACGAGAGUAACCGAAAUACCCUGUGAACUGCACUGAACCGGGUUUCCUAGAUCCUGUUUUAUUUCUCCACAUCUAGCUCGAUCUCUGUUGUUAAUUCACUCAAUUUUAGCACCUGUCUCGACAGCUCCACUCAGAAUACUAUGGAUUCACAAAGCCAGAAUACUUCAUUGCAGCGGCUGCAAAAUGUUGAGAAGAGGAUAGUUAGAGUUCUGGAGCUAGCAGGAGGUGUAAUGGAUGAAAUGGCAAAUCCAAGUGGUCCCAGGAAGGAGCUUAUUAAUAACCAUUGCAGUGAGUUUAUGCAAUUAAUCAAGGACAUCCAGGUCACACUCCGAGAAGAAAUCAAAAGUGCAUGUGAAUAUCGUCCUUUUGAGAAGUGUGACUAUGUACCAAGAAUAUCAAACGAGAUCUGUUGCAAGAAACUAGAAUAUGUCAUUUCUCAGUUUGAUGAUAUGAAGCGAACAAUUGAGGGGUAUCAUGCUGCAGCGGUAGACCAUAUGGCCCUAGAUUAUUGAAAAUUUCUUCAAGCUGAUGUUACAUAGGUCUGUAAAAAACUUAGGCUUUUCUUUAUUUGGAAGAGAUGAUAAGGAAUGGAUAUCCCAAAAAGCAAGAGGUACUUGAAAUGUCAGUGAGAAGCUGUUAUUUAAAAUUUCGUUUAGCUUACCAUGGUCUUGAUCAUUCGGUAAGCAAUGAUGAGUUUGAAGUACUUGUGCCGAGGGUUUAUUAGUUUCAGCAUCUCUACCUCCUCAAGGUAGGGGUAUGGUUGCGUACAUACUACCCUUCUCAGAUUACACUGGUUUGGUGUUGUUGUUGUUAACUUGUUAUUGGGUUCGUGGAUCAAGACUUCUCUUUGAAAUCAUUCUUAUAUGUCCCUGUAAUGCCGGAUCCAUAUCUUAUUCAAUCAAAACUAAGUUCAAUAUGUGCGGUUGAAAUGUAGGCAUGAAACAUUGGUGCUCACUUGUUUUUUGUUUAUGUUGCAAAAUUGCUCUA